This is a messenger RNA of Dioscorea cayenensis subsp. rotundata (Guinea yam), 1772 nucleotides long. RefSeq names its product probable protein phosphatase 2C 42. Gene Ontology annotation, biological process: protein dephosphorylation. Lineage: Eukaryota; Viridiplantae; Streptophyta; Magnoliopsida; Dioscoreales; Dioscoreaceae. Gene Ontology annotation, molecular function: protein serine/threonine phosphatase activity; cation binding. The record is from RefSeq and is a predicted model, not a curated record.
CGAAUAGUGUUGGUGGGGGGUAAGACGUUUGGGGUACGGCAUUGAAAGCUACAGCGAACGAACCAAGAAUUCUCGCUACUGAGCCGCCGUGCGCCUCCCCCACCGGACACGCUAACGUGCGCCACCCCAAAUAGCUAGGGUUUUUCCGCGCCCUCUUCUCUCCCUCUUGGGAGGGGGAGCGAUCUCUCCUUCCCUUUGCUUGAGGGUUUAGCUGAGAGAUGUGGGAUGCCGGGGGGACUACUGAUGAACCUGCUGUCCCGCUGCUGGCGCCCGACUGCCGGUGGUGGUGGAGGCGAUGAGGGACGUGAUGGUUUGUUGUGGUACCGCGACCUUGGUCGAUGCUCCGCCGGGGAGUUCUCUAUGGCCGUCGUGCAGGCCAAUCAGGUCCUCGAGGACCAGAGCCAGCUUGAGUCUGGGACCCUGGGAACUUUCGUCGGCGUAUACGAUGGCCAUGGCGGACCUCACGCCUCUCGAUACGUAUGCGACCAUCUCUACCGCCACUUCCGAGAAAUUUCUUCUGGGCCACAGGGGGUGACACCUGAUGGUCUUCGAAGAUCCUUUUUAGCUACCGAGGAAGGUUUUAUAUCUCUUGUUUCCAAUCUCUGGGACACUCGACCUGAUUUGGCAACUACAGGUACAUGCUGCCUUGUUGGUGUCAUCAACCAGGGAACUCUCCACGUGGCGAAUGCUGGUGAUUCCCGUAUUGUACUUGGAAAAAAGGUUGGAAAUACAGGCGGGAUUGCUGCAAUCCAGUUGUCCGUUGAGCAUAAUGCCAAUUCAGAGGAUGUGAGACAGGAACUCAAGGCACAACACCCAAAUGAUUCCCAGAUUGUUGUUCUGAAACAUGGAGUUUGGAGAAUCAAAGGCAUAAUACAGGUAUCUAGAUCCAUAGGUGAUGCAUAUAUGAAACAUGCGCAGUUUAACAGAGAACCAAUCAAUCCAAAGUUCAGAAUUCCUGAACCCAUAAAUAAGCCUAUCCUGACUGCUGACCCAUCCAUUGUAUCUUAUCCUCUUCAACCAAGUGACUCUUUCGUCAUAUUUGCUUCAGAUGGUCUGUGGGAACACCUGAGUAAUGAGCAAGCGGUUGAGAUUGUUCACAAUCAUCCCCGUGCUGGAAUUGCUAGAAGGCUCAUAAAAGCUGCUCUUAGGGAAGCAGCUAGGAAACGAGAAAUGCGAUAUUCAGAUCUGAAGAGGAUCGACAAGAAGGUUCGCCGCCACUUUCAUGAUGAUAUAACAGUUGUUGUUGUAUUUCUGAACCAUGACCUUGCUGCUAGAGGUUACUCCCAUGGACCAACCGCGUCAGUAAGAAGCUUAUUAGAGCAUUAACAGCAUAUGAAACCUGUUUCCUUUCAACAACAAGAAGGUCCAUUCUCGUUAAGUGUUUGAUCUUCAGAGUCAUCAGAGAUGGACACUGGGAAGGAAGAUGGUCCUCUGAAACCACACUAAGCAGAGAUCGAAUACCUGUACUAAAAUAUGUUGUUAUACAGGGUAUUUUCAGCGACAAGGACUUGCGGUGCACAAGUCAUUGACCGAAUACUGUUUAUGAAGAGCUGAGUGAAGAAACUUGUGCAUUCCCUUUCAGAUUUACAUUCCAUUGUAGAUUCUUGUAGUUUGUGAGAAUGUAUGUUGUAUUGAGGUGGGGGGGAAAUACCCUUUUUGUGUUGAUAGGUAGAGAAACCUUCAAAAAAACAACCAUGUAUUUGUAUUUUUGAUGAAAUUGUUAUCAAUUACUCUUGAUCAGGAAUAUGGUUGAUUGCUAUUUUGGCUGUGAA